AUGAAACACACCGGAACGGGAGAGCUCUCUCCAACCUUCACGACACCAUUGAGAGGACCCUCUCAUCUUGACAAAGCGAAGUUCAAUGUGACCUUCGCAGUCUGGCCUUGUACAUUUCCCCCGAGAAGAAAUCAGACGAGCCAGGUCUCCGUCGUCACGCCCUGGCCAGAGCAGCUUUCCAUUUUUUUUUCAGUUUUCACGCGGCCCGAAAGCAGUACUUCCGCUCCCAGAGCAAGCUCCAAGCGAUCGCUGUCUACUGCUGCCAAAAAUAAGGGGAACCCCUUUUAG
Messenger RNA from Oikopleura dioica, 288 nucleotides. The record is from the annotation of a GenBank genome assembly. NCBI's taxonomy places the organism in Eukaryota, Metazoa, Chordata, Appendicularia, Copelata, Oikopleuridae.